AUGCCAGUCUCCAAAUUCGAUCCCAUCGUCAUCAUCGGCGCCGGCGUGUUCGGUCUCUCCACGGCCCUCCAACUGGCCACGGAGGGAUACACGGACAUCUCCGUCUUCGAGCGCGACGACCAGGUUCCUGGGCGCUUCUCCGCCGGAUACGACAUCAACAAGAUCGUGCGCGCCGAAUAUGAAGACCCGUGGUACACGGAACUGACCCUUAAAGCCAUCGCCGGCUGGAAAACCCCGCUAUACGCACCACACUACCACCAAACAGGCUUCCUGCACUGCGUCUCCGGCAUCGGCCCGCAGCAAGCAACCCAAACCCUCGAACGCUUCCUCGCCACGAUCAAGAACCACCCGCUCUUCGCCAACAAACUCCUCACGAUCACCAACCCCACCCAGAUCCCACGCGACGUCGCGUGGCAACUGAACGGGCCGCUACCAGGGUGGAAGGGCUACUUCAACCCGCUCGCGGGCUACGCGCACUCGGCCAACGCGCUGCGCGCCGUCUACGAGGCCGCGGCAUCCAUCGGCGUGAAAUUCUUCCUCGGCGCCGAACGCGGCACGAUCACCACCCUCCUGCGCGGCGGGGUGGCCACCUCCCCCGGCAAGGUCACGGGCGUGCGCACGCAGUCCGGCCAAGUCCACAGCUGUCGGCUGGUGAUCGUGGCCGUCGGCGCCGCGGCCGGCACCCUGCUGCCGGAGAUCGGGCCGCAGGUCGUCGCGAAAUCCUGGUCCAUCGGGCACGUGCGCCUCACGGACGACGAGACCAGCGCCCUCCGCGGCAUCCCCGUCACCUACGCCCGCGACCUGGGCUUCCUGUUCGAGCCCGACCCGGCCACCAACCUGCUGAAGAUCUGCCCCAUGGGCGGCGGCUACAUCAACACCGACCCGGCCACGGGCGUGUCGCUGCCGCCAAAGACCCUCCGCGAGAGCGAUAAUGUGCUUCCGCCCGAGGAUGAGGCCCGCAUGCGCAAGCUGCUGCAGCACGCGCUGCCGGCGUUGGCGGAGCGGCCGUUCGUGCAGAAGAAGCUGUGCUGGUUCGCGGAUACGGCGGACUCGGACUUUAUCGUGGAUUUCGUGCCCGGGUCCGCGGGGAGUGUGGCGCUUUGCUCUGGGGACUCCGGGCAUUUGUUCAAGAUGUUGCCGAUUGUGGGCGAGUGGGUGGCACAGUUGGUGAAGGAGGGGCAGCAAGGCGAGAAGCGGUGGCGGUGGAAGGGAGCUGUGGGCCAGGACGAGAAGGAGAAGGGGAAGAAGUGGGCGGGCGGGGACGUGAGUUGGCGGUUGGGGGCGACGAGGGAGUUUGCGGAGAUCAAGCCGGUUCCCGGGGCGAGGUUGUAA
Molecule: messenger RNA, 1332 nt
Organism: Aspergillus fijiensis CBS 313.89
Lineage: Eukaryota; Fungi; Ascomycota; Eurotiomycetes; Eurotiales; Aspergillaceae
Product: NAD(P)/FAD-dependent oxidoreductase
Exons: 2
Coding region: 1-1332 (443 amino acids)
Biological process (GO): carboxylic acid metabolic process
Molecular function (GO): flavin adenine dinucleotide binding; saccharopine oxidase activity; sarcosine oxidase activity
Source: RefSeq, a predicted model, not a curated record